This is a messenger RNA of Erinaceus europaeus (western European hedgehog), 588 nucleotides long. RefSeq names its product olfactory receptor 7C1-like. Gene Ontology annotation, molecular function: G protein-coupled receptor activity; olfactory receptor activity. Gene Ontology annotation, biological process: G protein-coupled receptor signaling pathway. Lineage: Eukaryota; Metazoa; Chordata; Mammalia; Eulipotyphla; Erinaceidae. Bases 1 to 588 code for a protein of 195 amino acids. The transcript is spliced from 3 exons. The record is from RefSeq and is a predicted model, not a curated record. Gene Ontology annotation, cellular component: membrane.
AUGUACCUGCUCACUGUGUGGGGAAAUUUGCUCCUCAUUCUGGCUGUCAGCUCAGAUUCCCACCUCCACACCCCCAUGUACUUCUUCCUCUCCAACCUGUCUUUGGUGGACAUCUGCUUCACCUCCACCACUGUCCCCAAGAUGCUGCACGACCUCUGGACACAGAGCAAAGCCAUCACCUAUGCGGGCUGCAUCUCGCAGAUGUUGUUUUUAAUACUGUUUGCAAUAUUGGAUGACUUCCUCCUAGUUGCAAUGGCCUAUGAUCGCUAUGUGGCCAUCUGUCACCCCCUGCACUACACAGUUAUCAUGAAUCCUCAGCUCUGUGGACUUCUGGUUCUGGGUUCCUGGCUCACUGUGGUCUCAUUAUUUUAUUGCACAGCCCUAGGAGUUUACCUGGGUUCUGCUGGUACCCAAAGCUCACAACCAAUUGCAGUAGUCUCAGUGAUGUACACUGUGGUCACUCCCAUGCUGAACCCCUUCAUCUACAGCCUCAGGAACAAAGACAUCAAGAGGGCACUGAGAAGACUCUUUGAAUGUUAUGGAUUCUGCGGUGGGGGCUUUCAGGUCCUGCUGCAUGGUGUUGAAUGA